AUGGCUGUCGUUUCCAAGCUACUGGGCUUUCCCAGUCUUACGCUCGCCGCCGUCAUUGACACCCAAAGUCACUUGGCUGCUAUAGCUACGAUAUUACUCGUCAACUGUGCAUUUGGAAUAGUCGUCUGGGUUUUGCUUUACCCUAUGUUGUUUAGUCCGCUAAGACAGAUUCCAGGGCCAAAGGCAAGUAAAUAUCUGAGCCCUGCCUAUCGUGCACUCAUCGUCAAAGACAAGCCGGCCGGCGAUCUUUUCCUGGAGCUUGCGAAACAGUAUCCUGGGGAAGAUUUAAUCACUCUCAAUUCAUUUGGAGACCAGAUAUGCAUCAUGAAUCCUCAGCUGCUGGCGGACCUCCUCGUAUAUAAUUGCUACAAUUUUGCCAAACCGAAAAGAAUCAGCUCAUUCCUGCGGCACAUUCUUGGUGAUGGUCUCAUUAUUGUGGAGGGUGAUCAGCACAAGUUUCUUCGCAGGAACACGAUGCCAGCCUUCCACUUCCGGCAUAUCAAAGAGCUUUAUCCUAUGAUGUGGGCAAAAGGAGAGACGCUUGUAACAGCACUCAACCAAGACAUGGCCGCUUCCAGGUCAUCUGUGGUUGAGCUGAAUGGCUGGGCGACCAAAGUCACGCUGGACAUCAUUGGCAUUGCUGGCCUCGGCCACAAGUUCGAUGCUGUUGAGAAGAGGAAAGAUGCGCCUGCAGACACCUAUGAACAACUUCUCGAACCUGACCGAGAGAAGCUCAUUUUUGCCAUGCUCUCCUUGGCUGUUGGUCUGCCAAUCGAGACACUGCGACUUUACCCGACAGUACCAACGACCAUACGUCACGCCGUCCACGACACCCGAAUUGGUGGCCAGUUCAUCCCCGAAGGCGCAGACAUCAUUGUAUCAAUCUGGUACAUUAACCGCUCGUCGGAGAUUUGGGGGCCUGACGCAGCGGAAUUUCGCCCCGAACGAUGGAUCAGGGGUGAUGGCAAACCGAACCAGAAUGGCGGAGCAAGUAGCAACUACAACUUCCUAACUUUCUUACAUGGGCCGCGAAGCUGCAUUGGGCAAGGGUUUGCGAAGACUGAGAUGCGGUGCCUGUUGGCUACUAUGGUUCGGUCUUUCAAGUGGACGCUGGCGAUAGAUGAUGGGCUUGUUAUGCCCAGGGGAGUCAUUACAAUUAAGCCAGAAAAUGGCAUGUAUCUGAACCUACGGACUCUUUGA
Molecule: messenger RNA, 1200 nt
Organism: Fusarium oxysporum Fo47
Lineage: Eukaryota; Fungi; Ascomycota; Sordariomycetes; Hypocreales; Nectriaceae
Product: cytochrome P450 4F4
Exons: 4
Coding region: 1-1200 (399 amino acids)
Molecular function (GO): heme binding; oxidoreductase activity, acting on paired donors, with incorporation or reduction of molecular oxygen; iron ion binding
Source: RefSeq, a predicted model, not a curated record